UUGUAGAACAGCUGCCAGAAACCGGUGUGCUUUAACUUCCGGUGGAGAGGAUGUAAACAGAAGGACGUUCUGUCUCCGGAGACAGUGGUUGAAAGCAUGACCAAACUGGAGCACCUGAACGUGUUUCUGAACGACAGGCUCACGGCGGCGGCGGCAGAGAUUUUUCGCGCUGUUAAAGACACGGUGGUAGAGUACCAGAGCGAAAUCCUACGCUCCAAAGAGGAGAACGAGCGGCUCAAACGGCUCCUGAAUGUGGCCGUCCAGAGGCUCCUGCUGCAGUCAGAGCCUCACUCUGUCCAGGCCCAAGAAGAAAGCCAGCUCCGUGAGUCUGAAUCUGGAAAGAGUGCCAGGCUGCUGUCGCAAGUUAAAGAUGAACAAAGAAACAUUCAAACUGAUUGUUUACAACAAGUAAGCAACUCUGAAGAUGGAAACUGCAGCAAUGUUGAGCUGCUGAGGUUUCAUCCUCCACCAGCCCAAACUGUCUCCCUGCCUCCACUUAUAUGCCCAGAAGUUAAGACAAAAACUGACAGGAAAGACAACAGGAAACAGCUGCCAUCCAACAGCUUGUCAUCAUCCAUGACAAUUUAUUCAACCCAGAACGAUUCUUGUGCCACCACAGCAAAGACUCACAUGACACUGAGAAAUGACCAGCAGGUGAAGGGGCUGCUUCGCUCAAAUGGAAAGCAAAGUGUGCGUAUACUGCAGAUUAAAAAUGCGAGAUCCCUGAAGCCACCUCCAUCUCACCCCGAUCACCCGAGUCAGAGUAUCCAGAGGUGGCACAGCUGUAAUGAGUGUGGCAAGGGCUUCAACUUUGCCUGUCAAUUGGAGGUCCACAUGCGCUGGCACACCAAAGAGAAACCAUACAGCUGUUCAGUGUGCCGGAAGAGCUUCACCACAGUAAGCAUGCUGAAGAGGCACCACCGUAUCCACACUGGUGAGAAGCCCUUCCGGUGCCACGUCUGUGGGAAAUGCUUCAACCAAUCAGCUCACCUAAACACUCACUUCAGGCUCCACACCAGAGAGAGAGCCAGCUGGAACCGAGCAUCGCAGUACAAGUGAGGAAAUUGUCAGAGCAGGAAUGUGUUUCAUCUGUAAAUUCUGAGAACUGUUUAUCUUCAAUAGUGUACAGUGGUGGUGUUUGGUAGUGUCUCAUUGUGCAAUAAAGAAUGAUCCAUGAAAAUUGAUGAUCCAUUGAUUUGUGGCGGUAAUUUAUAGCACAAUUUUGUACAACAGCUUUCCUGCUAGAUGUGCAGAUGUGAUGAAUUUAGUUGUAGUUACUUCUGGGCAGAAACCCAUCAAGGCAGAGAAGAUUAGAGAGGUUGGAGGUUAUUUGGAAUGAUUAAUUAUCCACUACAUUGUUGUUGUUCCACUGUUAGCCAUGGAGCAUGCCGCAUGGUCAUAACCACAAUUCUGUUUUAUUCUGCUAUGUGGUAGAAUUAAAGAACAGUGUUAUCUUUGAUUUCACAUGCACACAUGCACCAUCCAUCCACUUUCUUCCGCUUAUCAGCAGCCCCAAUCUGCCUGUUAAUCUCCCGCUCACUUCUCCUGUCACUCGUGAACAACCGAGAUACAGUACCAGUCAUGAGUACCAGUCAACACACUUAAGGUUUUUUACUGGUACUGUACUUAAACUCCUCCACCCGGGGGCAACAACUCAUCCCUGAGACAGAGUGGGCACUCCACCCUUUUCUGGCUGAGGACCUUGGCCUCAGAAUUAGAGGUGCUGAUUCUCAUGCCAACUGCUUCAUACUCAGCUGUGAAUUGUUCAGAUGUGAGCUGGAGGCCACCACCUGAUGAAGCCAACAGGAAUGCAUCAUCUGCAAAAAGCAUAGAUGAGAUUUUGAGGCCAUCGAGGCGGGAGCCUUCUGCCACUUGGCUACGCCUAGAAAUUCUGUCCAUAAAAAUUAUGAACAGAAUCUGUGACAAAGGGCAGCCCUGGCAAAGUCCAACACCCACAGGAAACGAGUCCGACUUAUUUCCGAAAAUAUGGACCAAGCUCUUGCUGGGUUUGUACAGGAACUGAAUGGCCGGCAACAACGGGCCAGACUCCCCCAUACUUCUGCAGUACCUAAAAGGUACCCUGAGGGACGCGGUCAAAUGCCUUCUCCAAGUUCACAAAACACACGUAGGCUGAAUGGGCAAACUCGGAUAUCCUCGAGCGGAUAAAGAGCUGGUCCAGCAUUCUGCAACUAGGACAAGAACCGCAUUGUUCAUCUUGAAUCUGAGGUUCGACUAACGGACGGACCCUUCUUUCCAGCACCUUGGCAUAGACCUUAGCGGGGAGGCUGAGGAGUGUG
Molecule: messenger RNA, 2297 nt
Organism: Archocentrus centrarchus (flier cichlid)
Lineage: Eukaryota; Metazoa; Chordata; Actinopteri; Cichliformes; Cichlidae
Product: zinc finger protein 22-like
Exons: 2
Coding region: 97-1059 (320 amino acids)
Biological process (GO): regulation of gene expression
Cellular component (GO): nucleus
Source: RefSeq, a predicted model, not a curated record